UGACUUAAGAAAACUCUAUCUAACUUACACACUCACAUUCCCAGUUUCUCUGCUUAACUUUAACAGCUGUCUCCAUGGUGUUAUGCAAAAUUCAGUGCUCUCUUGGGUGUCAGAGCCAGGCAUCACAGAUAAGGGUACAGUCUGUACUUCUGACCCUAACAGGGUUGGAGCUGGAUGACUGUUAAAGUUCAUUCCGACCCCAAACCAUUCUAUGGUUCCAUGUUGCUCGCUGUGCCAGAGGCCCAGAACAUGGAACCGGCUGCUCUGUGACAUCAGCCCAGGGCUGAGGGCUCUUCAGGUGCUGCGGGCACUGCGGCUGUGCUGGUGCACAGAGGCCUCACUCCCGCAGCUGACACGAGACACGGGCAGCGAUGCUGCUGCUCUGCCUCUUCGUCCUGCUGGCCACAUGCCGGCCUGUGCAGGGCAUGUGGAACGCCUGCGAGUAAGUGGCCCCAGGCUCUGGGAGGGAGCUUGGGCAGCACUUCAGGGGCUCCCUGGAGAGGGCCCACUUGGCCUCUGUGGCCAGGCCACAGCUUCCCAAACCCCACGGGGAAGCCUCAGUUCCUUGUGGACGGGCUCACACCCCGUGGCCUUCCCUGGCCUGCUGUCCCUGCACACCUUGUGGAGAGCUUCUGCUGGAGCAGCAGCAAGCCAUGGAGCAGAAUGGAAAUGAUUUUCUAAUUGCAGAGGGAGCUGUGGGCUCCGGCCCUUGACUUCUGAUGAUGAGCGAGGCAUGACACGCGUCGUGGGUGGCACAAGCGCCGAGGCGGGGGCCUGGCCCUGGCUUGUCAGCAUCCAGGAUUCCUCAGUUGCAGGCACGGGGCAUCUGUGUGGAGGGUCCCUCAUCAGCGUACAGUGGGUCCUCACGGCAGCCCACUGCUUUGCUGAUUCCAGGAACAUCAGCGCCAUGCGCCUGCUGAUCGGGGCCACCCAGCUGACUGAGCCGGGCCCUGGGGCCGAGGUGCGCAUGAUUAAGCAGCUGCUGGUUCACAAGGAAUACAAUUCUGCCGACCAGAGCAAUGACAUCGCGCUGCUGGAACUGAACGAGCCUGUCCAGUGCAGCCCCUAUGUCCAGCUGGUCUGCGUACCCAAUGCUACACUGAGUGUGGCACAGCUGGAAACCUGCUAUGUUGCUGGCUGGGGUGCCACCACUGCAAGAUCUCAAAAAACAAGUGAUGUCCUGCAGGAGGCCAAGGUCCACCUUAUCAAUGUCCAGCUCUGCAACAGCAGCGAGUGGUAUGGGGGGGACGUCCACACCCACAACUUGUGUGCUGGCUACCCAGAGGGUGGCAUCGACACCUGCCAGGGUGACAGCGGGGGUCCACUCAUGUGCAAAGACAACAGUGCUGACUUCUUCUGGGUUGUUGGAGUGACCAGCUGGGGAAGAGGCUGUGCCAGAGAAAAACGGCCUGGAAUAUAUACUUCUGUUCAGCACUUCUAUAACUGGAUUCUGAUUCAGAUGGAACUGCUUCCACAAGUAGAGUCUUCUCGGGCAUGGAGUCAUUAUACAACUGCCUCACAACCCUGGACUCAUCAUACAAACACCCCAUGGCCUACUCAGAAGCCAUGGUCAAGACCACCUUCCACUCCGAAUCCGUGGCCAAGACCACCUUCCACUCGGAAUCCGUGGCCAAGACCACCUUCCACUCGGAAUCCGUGGCCAAGACCACCUUCCACUCAGAGUCCGUGGCCAAGACCACCUCCCACUCAGAAGCCAUGGUCAAGACCACCUCCCACUCAGAAUCCGUGGUCAAGACCACCUCUCACUCAGAAUCCAUCACCAAGACCACCUCCCACUCAGAAUCCACUGCCAAGACCACCUCCCACUCAGAAUCUGUGGCCAAGACCACCUCCCACUCAGAAGCCAUGGUCAAGACCACCUCCCACUCAGAAUCCGUGGUCAAGACCACCUCUCACUCAGAAUCCAUCACCAAGACCACCUCCCACUCAGAAGCCGUGGUCGAGACCACCUCCCACUCAGAAUCCACUGCCAAGACCACCUCCCACUCAGAAUCCAUGGCCAAGACCACCUCCCACUCAGAAUCCAUGGCCAAGACCACCUCCCACUCAGAAUCCACUGCCAAGACCACCUCCCACUCAGAAUCCAUCGCCAAGACCACCUCCCACUCAGAAUCCAAGUUCGCUACCGACACCAGUGGAAGAGAGUAAGAGUUGUCCAUUUCCACUCAAGAAGUUGAUCGAAUUCUUCACUGGGAUCCGGGACCUCCUGAAGAAUCUACAGGUAGUUACAGAUUGAGCAGGAGAAUGGACAGCAUCCAGUGCAGGUUGCAUGGGACGGUGUCCGUUUCCUGCUGAGGCAAUGCCUGCUGAAUCAAAGGCCGCCUCAGUACCGAUGGCCCGCUCUGUCCUGCCCACAUUGUUCCUCUGCAUGUAUGUAAAUGCUAACGUUGACUUAGUUGCUGAAAUAAAGUUGCCUAUG
This is a messenger RNA of Poecile atricapillus (Black-capped chickadee), 2440 nucleotides long. Its product is annotated as acrosin-like. Gene Ontology annotation, molecular function: serine-type endopeptidase activity. Bases 734 to 2257 code for a protein of 507 amino acids. The transcript has 4 exons. Lineage: Eukaryota; Metazoa; Chordata; Aves; Passeriformes; Paridae. Gene Ontology annotation, biological process: acrosome reaction; proteolysis. The record is from RefSeq and is a predicted model, not a curated record.